AUGGAAACUGAGGGAGGCGGCAACCAGACCCGGGUGACGGAGUUUGUCUUCCUCGGCUUCUCCGGGGUCCCCACGGGCCAGACCUUCCUCUUCCUGCUCUUCCUGGCCAUCUAUCUUGUCACUUUGGCAGGGAAUUCUGCAAUACUCGCUCUGAUCCAGACGGAUUCGCACCUUCGCAGCCCCAUGUACUUUUUCCUCAGCCAUUUGUCUUGCUUGGACCUUUGCUAUUCUUCCGUCACCCUCCCCAAGAUUUUGGUGAACCUCCUGCGCCAGAGGCACACCAUUUCCUACAACCAGUGCAUGGCCCAAAUGUUUUUCCUGAUGACCUGCGCCGGAUCCGAGUGUGCCCUGCUGGCCGUCAUGGCCUACGACCGCUAUGCGGCCAUCUGUGAACCCUUACGCUACACCCAGCUCAUGAGUAAGCCGGUGUGCGUCCUCCUGGCUACCGCGUCUUGGAUCUGGGGCCUUCUGGACUCAACCCUCCACACGGCACUGACCGCCAACCUGGCCUUCUGUGGGGCCAACCAGAUCCACCACAUCUUCUGUGACGUCCCGCCCCUCCUGAAAAUUGCCUGCAGCGACACCUACGUCAACGAGAUGGCCCUUCACGCCGCCAGCGUUUUUGUGGGUUUGAGUCCUUUCCUGCUCGUUGUCGUCUCUUACAUCUACAUCCUGUCCGCCAUAUUGCAAAUCCACUCCAGCACCGGCCGGCAAAAGGCCUUCUCCACCUGCGCUUCCCACAUGCUUGUGGUCGCCAUCUACUUUGGGAUGGCUAACGUGAACUACAACCGCCCCCGCGCGGGCUACUCCUUGGAAGUCGACACUCUCAUCUCCUCCUUGUUCUGCAUCGUCACCCCCAUGCUGAACCCCCUCAUCUACAGCCUGCGCAACCGAGAGGUGAAGGACGCCCUGAGGAAGAUGCUGGGGGGGCAGAAGAAGGAGCGUGUGUCCUCUCACAAGCCAACGUCCUCCUCACCCUCUCGUCCAGUGGACAACCACUUCCAAAAUCCUUUAGCCAAGCACAAAGGCCAUGCUGGGACAGAUAGUUAA
Molecule: messenger RNA, 1050 nt
Organism: Pogona vitticeps (central bearded dragon)
Lineage: Eukaryota; Metazoa; Chordata; Lepidosauria; Squamata; Agamidae
Product: olfactory receptor 5V1-like
Biological process (GO): G protein-coupled receptor signaling pathway
Cellular component (GO): membrane
Molecular function (GO): G protein-coupled receptor activity; olfactory receptor activity
Source: RefSeq, a predicted model, not a curated record